AUGUCUGAGUCCAGCUUUGACGAUGACGAUGAAGAGCUCAUGGCGCUCAUCAGAGCUACACAGGCUCCAGCAGCUAUAGCAAAUUUAGGUCCUCAUCCAACUGGAAAUUCAGCAAAUCCAACAAAUUCAGGAAACCCAGAAAGCUCAGGAAUCACAGGAAACACCAUGAAUGGUAAUAAUUCAGGUCAGAUCCUACCAAAUAUGUCGGGUGACCUCAUACGAGCACAAGGAGAGAUCUCCAUUCUACGAGCACAAUUGGAGUCGUUGCAAAGUCUGAAAAACGAGGAAAUUCGCCGGCUAAAUCGAGAGUAUGAGAACGCUCAGAGCCUGGCCCAAAGCCAUAUCUCAGCGUUGAAGCAACUGGUGGAUAAGCUUGAAGAUGAGAAGAAGUUUCUAGGCAAUGAGAUUCGCUCACUUUCGGCUGCCAAGAGACGUAAAGUUGCGACUCCUUCUGGUCUGAUUGUUGAGGUGGACACGGACAGACAUGACGACAUAGAAGUAUCAGGUCCGGAACCUGAAGUACUGAAGCCAUUAAAGGCGAUUUCUGGCCCUAUCAAACAAAAAAUUCAGCCCAUAAUCUCCAUUCAAGAUGACUGGUCGCUGUUUUGUCUGCACAUUUGGAAUUACACCAUUAACGGCAGCAGUCGGUCCAGUGUCGAGAUACUAUCCAGAAUUUGCACAGAUAGAGAUGUCCAUAUCAGUCCUGAGUUGCAGAUUGACGCUUGGACACCCAUUCUGGCAGCGAUUUGGAACUAUCUCAUGUUGAAAAAGGACUUAAGGCUAGAUAAAUUGGUUCGCCAGUUCUCGGAGCAGAUGGUUAUGCUAAUAAAAAGCCAAAUUUCUGAAAACAAAAACAGACGCAGCAUUGUUGCUGUGCCUUUCAUUACUUCGCUUCUCCAUGCGUGUGUAAAUUUCAAGGUGUCUGCCGUGGACGAGCACUUGGUGGUUUACCUUGUGCAAGAAAUGUGUGGUAUUCUGGCCAAGUUUGUGUUUUUGCUCCAGCUGGAAGACGAGGAGGAGUCAUUCUUGGAUCACCAUAACGUCACCUACCAGCAUAGGCUCCUCGAAAACUUCACCCUCGUUCUGUGCUUUGAUAUCUUGGAAGACGCAGUGUCGAUAGCGACACAAUUUGGCCCAAAGUUCGUGUCGAGAAUCUGGGAAAAUACCAUUGAUACCCAAUUACUUCUGAAAAUCUUGCCAGAAAACAGUGAGAGAUUCAAGUCGGUGGCCCAGAUCAACCUUGUGUACAACUACGUGGAGAUGCUUUCAGCCUCGCUCAGUUCUGGAGGUUUCGCAGCCAAUAAAGACCACUUUAACAAGCUGCUCGUUGCGUCCUUGAUCAAAGUUUUCCUCAUAGAUAUCUCCAUCAAGGAGGAUUUCAUGUUCUUCGGCCUAAAUCGAGCCUUGGGCAACAAUGAAGAUUUUGAGCGUAUAAGUGCUUCCAUUCCCACAAAAGCUGACUCCAUCUUCAGUCACUCGCUCAUUGCCACUGCAUUACCGGUUAAUCCACCCAAAUCAGAAGAACUUCAAGGCUACCAUGUGGUUACUAAGCAUCAGUUCCACUUGCUCAGUCUCCGAAUCCGCAUUGUUAAUACGCUUGAGUCAUUGGUGAUUUCUGGAUCAAUGCAUCUUUUGAACGAGAAGGAGAACCUCAAGUCGAUCGUGAGAAUCAUUGCGUUUGAGCAGAAUGCCAUGAUGCACCAGCCACGGUCUCAGUUCAUCCACAUGAGGUUGACCAUAGUGGCAGUCCUUGUUCGAAUCUUGUAUUACAUCACUGAUGAACACAAGAACAUUAAUACGCUCAUUUAUCCAGAAACGCUCUACGAGAUUUUCGUGAUACUUAUGCGGGUGGCAUUUGGAUCGGAUUCGCUCUCUCUGGGUGCACUUAAGUUACUUUCAGAGAUCCGAGCUCGAGGCUUCACUGAUGUUGGAGUCUUCAACAGGUGGUGCGAACAGCGUAGUCGGGACAUCAGUCACAUUAACCUACAUGAGGCCAGUGGAGGCAAGUUUGGAAUGCUCAGCGAUGCAGAGUGUAAUUUUGGCAAUGGGCUCGAGUUCCCGUACGAGCUGGAAACUAUAGAGAUAGCCAGAGAGAUCUUGGGGGUCUGUGUGAACCACGAUGAGGCAGACAACUUGUAUUAUAACAUGAAUGAGGUCUAG
This is a messenger RNA of Sungouiella intermedia, 2160 nucleotides long. NCBI's taxonomy places the organism in Eukaryota, Fungi, Ascomycota, Pichiomycetes, Serinales, Metschnikowiaceae. The record is from the annotation of a GenBank genome assembly.